AACGUGCUUGCAAAUACGAGUAUAUGAAAAAUUAUCGUUCAUUUGCAGAAAGUCAACCCAAUAUAUUAACGAUAAUCGGAAGUAAAAUAAUAAUAGUUUUGUACGUAUUAAAGUUCGCUGUAAAUUUUAUAGGAAGAGAGAGAGAGAGAGAGAAGAAGAAAUCGAAGCCCUGUCAAAGAUAUUUCGUCUAUGUGUGCCCCCAUAGCCGUACGUCCCUGUACAUUUGCGUGCGUGGCCAGUGCAAAGUGUUUUAGGGGAGAAUGUAAUAUCCGGUGUCAGAGGUAAUUGCAGACGCCCUCUGAUCGAGUGAAUAAGCCAAUAUCCAAAAUACGUGGACCCUACAGAGAGGAGAUAUAAUAUCAACUCGAAAGAGGACUUGAAUAGGACCGCUCGUAUAUGCCAUUUUCGCUCACCGAGGAAAUUCAGAUUUCAUAAAUGCAGGAGAACCUCGUUGAAAAGUUAAAAAGCUGUGAAAAAGAAGAGGAGAAAACAACACUUUUGGAUAUCGUUAUCGAGUCGCACGUAAACGAAUAUUCAAUUCGUUGAUCGAACGAAACUCGAUGAGUUGCGUCAACAUAUUCAAGGAGCCUCGGUAUUUUUGACCGGAUAACCUCAUAUUCGUGAAGGAUUAAUCAUGGAUCGAGUUAUCUACGAACGUAGCACAAGCCUCAAUGGUUCGGUGAUAGGAUCAAACGAUUACCUUGCAGUUACCAAAAAAGCAAGUUUGCGGGAUCGAAUACUGCUUUCGCCAGUGGUGAAAUAUGGUGUCACGACUGUAAUCGCCAUUGCUUGUUUGAUGACACUUGUUUAUCUGUCAAUGUACUUUGCGCUGAACAAUACCAACGAUAAUUGGUCAUGGACGUGUAACAUACGAACGGAUUAUCGCGUUGAUUGUUUCCCCGGACGAUUGAACGUUACCUAUGACGACUGUAACGACGCUGACUGCUGCUGGGACCAGGGAAACACAUUUUGCUACCAUUCGAUACCUUCGCGUCAUGGUUACAGGCUCAAAAACGGCGCUGAUCGUUAUCAGGAGAACGAUAUUCUUGUGCCGAGAAGAACACUAAGCCCCUUUGGCGGUAGAAACGUAGAAUCGUUGAGUCUCCAACAAACAAAACAUUUCGACCCGAAUCACGUCGAAUUUGCUUUGAAAAUAAAUCCAACGCAAACUCGAGGCACCGGAGAUUCCACUGAGAAAGAAAAAAGCUCUGACAACGAGAUUCCGGGGAAGGUGAAUGCACGUGGAGAUGCCAUGGAGAACAUUCUGCUCUCUGUACCAAAAAAUCCUGCAAGUAGAAUUGCAAAUGUGGUUAAACCUGAUCCAAAUUCAAAUAUGAACGUGUGGGCUUACACACCAGAAUUCUCCGUGACAGUAACAAGAAAAGAAAACAACGCUCCUUUGCUCUCGACUGCACGUGGGCCUUUGAUCCUCACUGAUAAUUAUUGGGAAAUGACCCUCUUUUUAACAAACAGCACUGUAUAUGGACUUAACAAAUUGGAGUUGAACGGCACGACUAAUUGGAUUUAUGAUAAUGAAAAUGGUACAUCCAAAAUAGCUUUCCUGAGUAUCAACGAUAAUGGCGAAAGCACUUCUUGCUAUGUCAGUUAUCUUGGCCCCAUGGAGAUUGAGAUCAUCAACGAAUCGAAUUUAAUAGUUCUACGAGGCUUUUCAUUGCCGAGCGAAAUUUCCUUUCACGUUUUUGCCGGACCCAAACCACUCGAGGCCAUUGCACAAUUGACGAGAGCACUUCGAGGGAACAACGACACAAUCGAAUUAUCGAAUUUGGGACUUCACGUAUGUCCGAGCGAAAAAACUGACAAUUUCAUUGCAUCGUUGAGUGACUUUGUCGAAGCAAUGAAAAAUACGCCGUGGGAUAGUCACUGUAUACAUCAGAAAUUUUUUCCGACUAUGGGCGAAAAUAUGGACAAUGAUGAAAUAACCGUUGUCGAAAAAGCAGCUGAAUUAUUGUCCAAGAAUAAUCGUUCCAUAGUUCCUCAUCUUACUCCAAUGGUUUAUCGUUAUAACGAGCUCGCCGCCAAGCUGGACAACAAAUCAUUGUUGCUAAAAAACGAUGCGCAAUCCUAUGCUGGCUUGUACAAUAGCCGCGAAGUUUUCUACCCCGAUUGGCGCGAUAAAAUUACUCACGAAGAAUCUCUGGAUCAUCUUAACCGUUAUUUAGACAACUUCAGGAGUCCGAAGUUGGUUUACUUGAGAGAUUCGUGGCCAAAGGACGAGAGAAAAAGACUUGGGGGUCCGAGUCAUUCUACUUUCGAUUAUCUGCCUCCUGUGCUACAGAAUUUAAUGGGGAACGGAACAAUUCCGUACACUUCGGUCGCCUCUUCAAGAGAUAAUUAUCAUUACACCGAGCACGCUUCGUACUCCCUUGAUUUUAGUAAGUUUAUACAACAAAGGAGAAAUUUAACGAGUUUUGUCGUACGAGGACUGUGGGGUGAAUCCGGCAAUUCAACUUGGGCGGCAUUGACAGCUGCCAUUCGCGCUGGCGUUGGCUCAGGCAUAGUUGGCCAAUUACCGUCUCCGAUGUACGCUUGCGGAUCUAGUGAAAAACUAUCCCCAGGUGCAAACAGUGACGAACUUUGUGAUCGGUGGUUCGGGGCAUCCGUUGCUUGGCCUCACAUCCUCUCAAUCCGCUCGAAUCUUCCCGGUGGGGGGCAUGUGAGCACAACUUCUGAACAAUAUAUUAUUCAACAUCUCCAACUUCGUUCAUCCUUGAUGACCUACGCGAGAACUGUGACCGCCCAAUUUUUCAACGACGGUUUACCCGUAUUAGCACCUACCUCGGUUUACUAUCCGGAGGAUUUACGAGCACGACAUACACCCAAUCAAUUUAUGUGGGGCGACGGUAUUCUCGUAGGCCUGGUAACCCGGCCCGGAGUAUACCAAGUUUCAAUGUUCCUCCCUGGAAAUCAUGCAUGGAAGCUCCUUGGCACUGGUAUUGGAGUUGAUGCAACGUCGACGGGGUUCGCUCCGAUAACCGUGACCAGAGGUCAGCUCGUGACGUUAAUAAGGCCAGGAUUCAUAAUUCCCGUUCACGAGAAAUCCGAAACGACUUCAGCAGCGACGGUGAAAGGAGACCUGACACUUAAAAUACAUCGAGCUUGCGUCGCGUUCAACUGCACCGCUCGUGGAACAAUAUUUUUCGGCUCCCACGUCAGCGACGGCAAGUUCUUACAAUUGAGCGCAAAUUUCACGCACUUGAGGAUCAGCGGGAUAAACUCAACUCGGGAAAAAGCUUGCAAUCGUCUCGAGCAAACAAUUAUAAGUCGAAUCAUCGUUUAUAAUUAUCCUGAUCCUGAUAAAAAAAUAGGUAAUAAGAUAAAUCUUUGCGAAAUCGAAACCGACCAGAUUGACAUUUAUUUAUUAUAAAUAAGCGAUAAAGUAAAAUCGAAUAAAGAAUAUUAUGACGGUGUUAUUGAAUCUGUUUCAAUGUCGGCGAUCGAAAUCAUCGGUUUUUACCAUUUUCAUCCACACUUGAUCAGACCUUGAAAAGGGGAAUCAAUCGUGCCAUUAUAUGAUUCGUGAACAAUAACAAACAACCGAACGUACGAAUUAAAUGAAUUGAAAAAUGUUGCCUGUUGCACUGAAAAAAAAAAAUUAUUGAUC
Molecule: messenger RNA, 3622 nt
Organism: Venturia canescens
Lineage: Eukaryota; Metazoa; Arthropoda; Insecta; Hymenoptera; Ichneumonidae
Product: alpha-glucosidase-like
Exons: 11
Coding region: 635-3385 (916 amino acids)
Molecular function (GO): alpha-1,4-glucosidase activity
Source: RefSeq, a predicted model, not a curated record